Cucurbita pepo subsp. pepo (vegetable marrow) is the source of this 1997-nucleotide messenger RNA. RefSeq lists its product as uncharacterized. The record is from RefSeq and is a predicted model, not a curated record. Lineage: Eukaryota; Viridiplantae; Streptophyta; Magnoliopsida; Cucurbitales; Cucurbitaceae.
CUUCCUUUCACCAAAAACCUUCAACAGCUGUUCAUACCAACAACCCUCAAUCAUCACCAUUCCCUCCGAUUUACUCUCUCUUUUCCCUUUCAUGUAAGUGUCUCUUUCUCUCUGAUUUUGCGAUUUCUUUGAUGGAUUUUGGAGAAAUUUGUGGGAUUCCAAAUGGACUCUGUUUUCUUCAGAUUCUCGAUUUUUUAUUCGCUUUGUCUUGUGAUGGAUUCGUAUGUUAUUGAUCUGUUGUUUUGUUGAUUCGAUUCGUGUGGAGAAGUGAUGAAUUCUUUUGAUGAGAUUUCUGAGUUACAAUACGAUAUGUUUUCGAGGAACAUGGAUGAUUCUGAGUCUUCUAGGGUUCUUGAAAUUUAUGUUCAUCAUGCUAGGAACAUUCACAAUAUAUGCAUAUAUGAAAACCAGGAUGUUUAUGCAAAGUUUUCCCUCACUUAUAAUCCUGACCAGACCUUGUCCACUAGAGUCGUUCAGGGAGGUGGGAAGAAUCCUGAUUUCAAUGAGAAUUUGAGGAUGAAAAUCACUCAGUUUGACUCUGUUCUCAAAUGUGAGAUUUGGAUGCUUAGUAAGGCUAGAACCUACUUGGAAGAUCAGCUUUUGGGGUUUGCUUUGGUCCCUCUUUCACAAGUUCUUUGUAAAGGGAAAGUGACUGAGAAUUAUAGUCUCUCUUCCACGGAUCUAUUCCAUUCCCCUGCUGGGACGGUACGGUUGAGUCUGUCUUUGGAUAAAUCGUUGCCUGUUGAUGAGUCAAAUUCGAUAACGGAUGUGCCUGUAUGUUCGUCGAUAUCUUCAGAAGUUGUGUUGUUGGAUCCAGCAGAAUAUUCUAGGAUCGAAUUCCCUGAUGUUAAUGUGGUGAUGGAGAAUAAACAAAUGGUGUCUGAGUACUUUGAUUUGGCUAGAAAUAGUUCUCGUUUGAGACCUGGAAUUUCCACGUUUCUUCGUCUCGGUGUGUCGCCUCCCCAACCAGCCUAUGACUUUGAAAUGACUGCAAAUUCUUCUAAAGAACACCCAGCUGGAUCAGUUUCACCAAACAACAGCAGCAUUCAAAACUCUAGCUUCUUAAGCUCCACGACGACGAGUUUGAGUGAUGAUAGAAACUCUGCUGAUUCUGUCGAAAAGAAAGCACGUUUGUCAGGUGCAUUGUUGAAUUCUUUCGAUACUUUUGCCGUUACUACCGAGGCUGGAAAUCGAGUCUCUGGUCCUUGUCCGGACACUUCAAUUUCAAGGAAGAGCGGCGGGGCAGCAGAGGAAAAUGAAUCAAAAUUUUCAAACAAGGAAGACAAGAUUAACAUAAAAAAGGAAGGAAAUAUCCCUUCUGUUCAAUAUGGUCGGGUGCUUUCAGCUCCAUUAGGGAACAUUAAUCUUGAAACUGAGCAGUCUGCAAUGCAGCAGCAAAUUGUGGACAUGUACAUGAAGAGUAGGCAGCCGUUUACAGAUUCUUUGGCAAAUAUGAAACUUCCAAUGGAUCUCAAUAAGCCCGAGAAUGAACACCAAGGUGUUGUGAUUCAAAACCACGAUACGAAACCAGAAACCGAUCAAAAGAAAAAGGACGGAUCCCGAGUUUUUUAUGGUAGCAGGGCGUUCUUCUGAUAAUCAUAGGUGGUGCAAAUUUGACACUUCUAUCAGGGUAUCGGGAGCUAUUCAAACUUCCCUGGCUUCACAUCAAAUGGUAUUUAUAACUAAUCUCCUAUACUAUUUUUUUAAUCUUUUUAGCAUGCAACUCUCCUUAAAGAGAGUAUUAGUUCUUAAUAUCUGUUCUAAAUCAUCUGUCAUAGUCUUGGCUACGAUGUGUUAUGAGUUACUUUUCGCAGAAUGUAUAGAGUUUUUCAUGGUGAUUGUAUCCAAACAAGCUGUACUAACACUGUGUGAGUAUUGUUAUUAAUUUGUAAGUAGCUUCGUUGCUAGGAUCGAAAAAUGCAUACCCAUCCAAACAUGGCUAUCUUGGUUGUAGUGAGACCUAAAACUUGACAUUAAAUUUCCGUUUUUUUUUCUUU